GCAUAGAAGCGUUCUUCCAUUUUCUCAAUUCACUUGGCCACCCGUGAGCACGUGUUUUGUUGCCGGUCGUUCGUUUCCCAUCGUUCUAACAACUUUGAGGAGCGUCGACAAUUAAUAAUUGUUAAUCACUGUCGACGAUAAGUAUAAAAAUCAAUUUUCAAACAUGAAUCCCGAAAAGUUGAAGAAGUUACAGGCACAAGUGCGAAUUGGAGGUAAAGGUACACCCCGUCGCAAGAAGAAGGUUGUUCAUACCACUGCUGCGACGGAUGACAAAAAAUUGCAAAGUUGCCUGAAGAAAUUAUCCGUCAAUACGAUUCCUGGCAUUGAGGAGGUCAAUAUGAUCAAGGACGAUGGAACUGUGAUCCACUUUAACAAUCCCAAGGCUCAAGCGAGUCUCUCGGCCAACACAUUCGCCAUUACUGGACAUGGUGAGAACAAACAAAUAACCGAUAUGUUGCCGGGUAUUUUGAGCCAACUUGGGCCAGAGGGUUUGAAUCAGUUGAAACGAUUGGCGAGCAAUGUCACUGGAAGCACGCUCCCCAAAACCGUCAUGGACGAUGACGACGAGGUUCCCGAUUUAGUUGGCAACUUCGACGAAGCGAGCAAAGAAGAGGUGGCGCCAAAGAAAGAAGCUGAAGAGCUCGAGAAACCUACUGCCGAUAAAAAAGAUUCGGUGACCGUUGAUGACAAAAAGGAAGCCCCUCUAGCCAAACCAGAAGCUUAAAGGCUCGACGUUAAUCAUGCUCACCGAGACAGUUGUAAUUAAUGAGUCAAGAGACAUAAAUCCAGCGACGAAAGAUUUCUAACGCCGAGGAAACAAAACAAGAGUUGCAAACACUUUACACACUAUGUGUUACAAUUAAAUGAAUAAUGAUUGCUAUGAAAACGACGGAAAAAAUUAAACAAAAAAAAAUAAAAUAAAUAACAAUCUUUGACA
Molecule: messenger RNA, 937 nt
Organism: Diachasmimorpha longicaudata
Lineage: Eukaryota; Metazoa; Arthropoda; Insecta; Hymenoptera; Braconidae
Gene: bic
Product: transcription factor BTF3 homolog 4
Exons: 4
Coding region: 164-724 (186 amino acids)
Cellular component (GO): nascent polypeptide-associated complex; cytosol
Source: RefSeq, a predicted model, not a curated record